This is a messenger RNA of Pungitius pungitius (ninespine stickleback), 1744 nucleotides long. It is a transcript of the gene rad9a, whose product is annotated as RAD9 checkpoint clamp component A. Gene Ontology annotation, cellular component: checkpoint clamp complex. Bases 281 to 1459 code for a protein of 392 amino acids. The record is from RefSeq and is a predicted model, not a curated record. The transcript has 12 exons. NCBI's taxonomy places the organism in Eukaryota, Metazoa, Chordata, Actinopteri, Perciformes, Gasterosteidae. Gene Ontology annotation, biological process: DNA repair; mitotic intra-S DNA damage checkpoint signaling; DNA replication checkpoint signaling.
UUGGUCCUCAGUGAGGCAGCGGGUAAUGGCGGCGUAAACAACGCAAAGUUGGGUGCGAGAUACUACUUAGGCGAACCGCUAUUAAAAAUAAAACAUAAGAGACUAUGACUAAACGGAAUAUGUUUUCGAUACCAAGAACAUUCUUGCUCGCUGUGCUUACUAUCAUAACCCCGAUAAUUCUGGUUGUGUUUAGCCGCUAGUUCAGGCUAACGUUUAGCCUACUUUGCUAACUUAAAGGAAAAGUAACGUUGGUUACGUUAAUGACCGUUAGUUAACUGAGAUGGAUUGCAUCGUGACGGGAGGAAACGUGAAAGUGUUGGCCAAAGCCAUCAAUUCUCUGUCCAGGAUCGGAGAUGAGCUCUACGUGGAGCCUCAGGAAGAGGGGCUGGCCCUGCGGUCUGUGAACUCCUCUCGGUCGGCAUAUGCUUGCUUCCUGUUCGCACCACUCUUCUUUAGCAGGUACGCCAUCCCAUGUGGGCACACCUUCCGCUGCAAGAUUGCAAUAAAGAGUGUGCAGGCCGUAUUCAGGUCCCUAGCAACUCUGGAAAAGACGGUGGAAAAAUGUCAUAUCGAGCUGGACGAGCAAAAGAACCGCCUCACCUUCACCCUGCACUGCAAACACGGCCUCAUGAAGACACAUAACCUGUCUUUCCAGGACAGUGAAAGCUUACAGGCCGUGUUUGAUAAAGACAGCUACGCCAAUGUAUUCAGGUGCAAUCCCAGGCUGCUGGUGGACACAGUUGUCCACUUCCCUCCGUCUCUAGAAGAAGUGACGGUGUCAGUGAGCGAUGAACGGAUGUGGUUCAGGAACCAUGUGGAGGAGGAUGCAGACCAGUCGAAGGCCAUGCUGACAGAGCUGUGUCUGGCUUCUGAGGAGUUUGACCAUUUUGAUGUCAAAGCCCACAACAGGGUCACCUUUUGUCUGAAGGAGUUACGGGGUUUGCUAGUGUUUGCAGAGUCUACUGGUCUCCCUAUUUCUAUGUACUUUGAUGAACCGGGCAGCCCCGUAGUGCUUUCACUAACGGACAGUGUGCUGGAGGGGAACUUUGUGCUGGCCACGCUUUCUGAUGACCCCAACCAUCGUAAAAACAACCCCAAACGAACAUGCACGCCACCGCCGCCGCCCCCUCCUGAUGACUUCAUGAAUGACGACAUAGACUGCUACCUCAUCGCCAUGGAUACCAGUAUUGCGGCAGGUCCCUCGGCUGCAGGUCCGCCCACACCCCCAUUAACGGAUUCUUCAUGUUCAAAACGGACUGCUGUAGCCAAUCACAGGACGAGGCCACACAGUGAGGAGGAGGAAGAGGAAGAUGAAACUGCUGAUUCAGGCAGACCACCUAAUAAGAAGUUCUGUUCCUUGUUCUUUGGAUCUGUGCUUCCCCCGUCCUCUCAGAUGACCACUCAACCAGUGACAAGUCAGCAAGUGUUGGCCAGUGACAGUGAGGACGACGAGCAAUGAAGCAACCUUUGACGUUUAUACACACUGCAGCACUGGAGAGGAAAUCUGCACCUUCAACCAUCAUUUUCAUCUUUACCAGCCCGUACCACUGUUCUACAGGGAGUGUGUUCUUUUUAAGAUAUGCAGAGACAGUACAGAAAAGGACAUUACAAUGUUUUAUUGGACUAAAAUGUUGAAAAUAUGGGAUUAUGUGAACCUGGACAUGAAGCACUUCCUGUUUAUUUUGGUUUAUGAUCUAGGUAUGACAAAAAAGCUCUAAAUAAAAGACACAUAUUUUUCAAAUUA